Molecule: messenger RNA, 1283 nt
Organism: Suillus paluster
Lineage: Eukaryota; Fungi; Basidiomycota; Agaricomycetes; Boletales; Suillaceae
Exons: 6
Coding region: 183-857 (224 amino acids)
Source: RefSeq, a predicted model, not a curated record
CAAAGUUAACGAGGUCUCUGAGGUCUGUCCGCCUAGUUAUCAUGAGGCUGUGGCCUGCCUCCAAAAUGUCCAACGACCCCCUCGCGUGAUCCCGCCUCGAAUGCAGGCGCAGAGCCAUCCGGGGCCGUUGUGAGUCCUGUUGUUUCUCCUUUGUGAAAAUACCUUCAUGUGCAUGGCGUAGGAUGGUUCAGCCAAAUUUAAGCCUUGACCAGUCUCCAUUCCCCAAGCAGCUGCGUGUAGAACCAUUGAUGGGUCAGCCAAAUCCAAGCCUAGACCAUUCUCCCUUCCCAAAGCAGCUGGGUAUUCCUGUGUCUUCUACGACUGGACCGAGACCACACACGAUAAACAAUGCAGAAUCAACACGACAAUACUCCAGUCCAUUGUUACCUUGCCACAAUCCACGUUCACCUGAACCUGAAUUGGAUAUUAAGGCCGCGCUGUCUGCCCAAGGUAUUCACAUUGGUAUUCCAUUGAGUACCCCACACCUGCAAUCUCCUACUGAUCAAGUUGAACCUCGUCUUCACGUUAAUAAACAUACACUGCCCACAGGCCCCACACCACCAACUCCGGCAGCACUCAUGUCUCCUCAUGUUGAUGACCCAUGUGUUCAGAAGGAGUCCCCUCGACCCCUGCGAGACAAUCCGGAUGUAAAGAUGCGAGCGCUGAGUGGCCCGAAUGCUCCACCUGAGCCACCUAAGCGACCCCCGGGUUUACAGUCGCCUGCUGUCCGAAGUGGCACGUUGGUACCUGCACUGUCAGUCCGCGUCAGCCUUCCUCCACCUUCCAAGGCGAAGGUAGUAGCCAAUCUCCUUGGGCUUUCGGGAAAACCGAUUAGUAAUCAAUCUUGUAGGAAAUGACUCGCAAUGUACAGUCUGCCGAAUCAUCCGGACCCGAGAUCUUAGUCGUAGGUGUUGAAACUGUCACAAUUAAACCAGAUGCCCCCGAAACUCCAAUAUCGCCUAUCACUUCAAGUAGUGUCAAACUGCCAUCCGUUCAAGAGAGAUUACAGCCUUCAAGCCUGACACCUACCCUUAAAGAAUCAUCUGCCCCUAUGCAAUCGAAUGCUGCUACGGAGGAUACGCCAAGUUCGUCAAGUUCAGGCGAGGAGGAAAUGUGCAGGAAUUGGUUCUUUGGUGUCUGUGACAAUGAAUGCCACUACGCCCAUAGAAUAAUACCCAGCAAUCGCACCUGCCACCUUUGGCUUUAUAGGAAAAAUUGUACGCGGCAGCAGUGUCCUUUCGCGCACGGGCGUCAGGCAAGUUCGACACCAUCAUGAUUUGAUC